Rhizopus microsporus ATCC 52813 is the source of this 1138-nucleotide messenger RNA. RefSeq lists its product as uncharacterized. The transcript has a single exon. Gene Ontology annotation, molecular function: nucleic acid binding. Bases 170 to 1138 code for a protein of 322 amino acids. Lineage: Eukaryota; Fungi; Mucoromycota; Mucoromycetes; Mucorales; Rhizopodaceae. The record is from RefSeq and is a predicted model, not a curated record.
CAAUUAUUUACUUGUGAUGGUUGACAUAACUACACGUUACUGUGUUUUGAAACCCUUGCCCGAUAAGCAGUCUAUGACGAUUGUAAAGGUUUUGAUCGAUGUUUUCUCAAACUACGGAUCCCCACGUGUAAUCUAAUCUGAUAAUGGAGGUGAAUUUGUAAAUGAGCUUAUGCAGUUGCUGGCUGAAAAUGCUGGUUAUGAUCAUAGACUCAUCUCUAGUUGCCAUCCAAGAGCUAAUGGAGUAAGUGAACGUUGGGUACAAUCGGCUGUAAAUGUAAUAAAGAAACAAAUCGAGGGUGCUAAAGCUGACUGGGAUUUAUAUGUACCAUCUACACAACUCUUCUUAAAUGGUAAAGUAAAUGAACGCACUAAGACGCCACCUUUUACUUUAAUGUUCGGUCGCAACAUGAAUGACUUUGAAGAUUAUAGUCAAGAAAAAAAUGAGGCAACUAAGGAAAAAAUAAACAGUGAACUCCUAGCAAAUAUAAAGCGCUUAGCGGAGAUUGUAUUUCCUGCCAUACAUGAACGAACACAAAUAAUAACAAACAAACAGAAAGUAAGGUUUGAUGCGUCACAUAAGCUUAUAACGAUCCCUGAAAACAGCUAUGUAAUGGUAAAAGUAAACGUAAAGACCAGUAAGCUAGAUCCUGAUUAUCAAGGCCCUUAUAAAGUGAAAAGAAUUACUCAAGGGAAAUCGUAUGUGCUAGAAGAUGAAAUGGGCGAAUUAUUACCUAAAAAUUACCCACUUUCUACAUUAAAACUUAUCUCUCAAGAUGAGCUUAUGUCCACAGACAAGUUCUAUCAAGUAGAAGCCAUUCUGGCACAUAAAAAGGAAAAAGGUAAAUAUAUUUAUAAGUGCAAAUGGAAAGGGGAACCUGCUACCGACUUUGCUGAUCCUAAAUUCACUACUGAAUACUGGCAAAGAAUUGGCAUAAUACCUGAAGAUAUUAAAAAGAAGUAUGGUAUGAAAUCUAACAAAGAUGAAUCUAUUGACAAUGUAAGUACAGUAAUUCCAAAUCAGGUAAAAGAAAGAUGUCCUUGGAUCUUAACGGAGACAGCCGUUCUUCUACAACAUAUAAAAGGGUUAGCAAAGGCUAUAGUUCCAAUAAAAGAUCUAAACGGCAUUGAUCAUACCUAG